Messenger RNA from Perca flavescens (yellow perch), 1093 nucleotides. RefSeq names its product ras-related and estrogen-regulated growth inhibitor. The transcript has 9 exons. Lineage: Eukaryota; Metazoa; Chordata; Actinopteri; Perciformes; Percidae. The record is from RefSeq and is a predicted model, not a curated record. Gene Ontology annotation, molecular function: GTP binding; GTPase activity. Bases 1 to 693 code for a protein of 230 amino acids.
AUGUUAAAGCAUGUCCACGAUGGUGGAUUGUCUGAGACUGAACACAGGUUUCCAUGCAGGGACAGACAGCAGGCUACUAUUGGACCUAACAGGAAAAUGGUUCCAGUUAAACUCCUCAUUCUGGGAGCUCAGAACACUGGAAAAACAGCACUGUGUGUACGUUUCAUCACCAAGCGCUUCAUUGGUGAAUACGACCAUAAAAAGGAGGUGACCUACAGAUGCAGUCGGGUGGUGGACCAGGAAGCUGUUGACUUGGAGAUUUUGGAUGUAGCUUGUAAGGAGAGCUCUGGGGCUUCUCUGCAGUCGUCCAUCCGCUGGGCCGAUGGCUUCCUGCUGCUCUACUCCAUCACACAGCGCCUCAGCUUCCUGGAGGUCCCACGACUCAAGGAGCUCAUCGACCAAACCAAACAGACUCUAGUUGUCCCUACAGUGCUGGUAGCUAAUAAGGACGACUUGGAAAUCGGCAGGGAGGUGACAACAGAGGAAGGACAGAGACUGGCCAAGGAUUUGAGGUGCAGUUUCAAGGAGCUGUCAGUGGCAGAAGCGGUUUUAGGUGUGGAAGCAGCUGUGUUUCAGCUCAUCAGGCUGGUGUUGGAUCAGCAGCGCCCUCUGCCUGACCGCCGCUCCUACAUGCUGACUGUUCGCCACGCUCUGACCAGGAAACUGACCCGAUCUAAGACCAUGCAGUGGUGACCACAGGAAAGAAGCAAUUCUCCAUUUAUUCCAGUGGGACAUUUAAGAAAACUGCUGCUCUCAUAACACUGCAGUUUUAUGAUAUCAGCACUGUAAGAGUUUUCCCUGGCUUUUGAAACAUAAAGAUCUGUCGAAUCACUCAGCAUGUAUGGAGGAAACAUUUUAAACUUCAGGUCUGACAGUGUUCAAGGCAUCUACUUUGGAGCUUUUAUGCAACACUGAUGAUUUGGCUGUUUUCUAGCAUAAGCCUGCAGCAUCAGGUUGUCUGGAUUCAUGGUGUCCCAGAGGAUUUUACCAAAGUGUGGGCUACAACACCAGCUACAACAUCACAAACAUAAAUGUAAAGCAAAUCACACCAAAGAAAAAUAAAAAUUUAGUGUGAGUUCGCCUGUUGUAGAGA